Molecule: messenger RNA, 5032 nt
Organism: Erpetoichthys calabaricus (reedfish)
Lineage: Eukaryota; Metazoa; Chordata; Cladistia; Polypteriformes; Polypteridae
Gene: ogt.1
Product: O-linked N-acetylglucosamine (GlcNAc) transferase, tandem duplicate 1
Exons: 22
Coding region: 405-3548 (1047 amino acids)
Biological process (GO): protein O-linked glycosylation
Molecular function (GO): protein N-acetylglucosaminyltransferase activity; protein binding
Source: RefSeq, a predicted model, not a curated record
AGUAGUUCCGGCUUCAGCCGCCAUUUCGGGAGAACUUGGGUUUACAGUCGAGACGGCGUCAAGAGCUGAAGAAAAUGUGUUAGUUUUGUUAAUAUUGAAGUUUAAAAAGUGACGAAAUAUAAUGCGUUUUAUUUUUAGAGGGACAAAUAGAUGAUAAUUGUUUAUUGAAAUUGAAAAUAGAUAACAAUCGGACUUGUUCCAUCCAUCCUUUACAUCGCCUUUAGACUGGAAGGGGAGGGCGGUGAAAUCUAAAACGACACCCAACGAGAAGGAAGGAGACCGAAGAAACACUGCGUUUUUUUGUGAUCGAGUGGGUCUGAAGCAAAACUAUUCGACAAAAAAAUCUUCCUCACUUUGUUUUUUGGCACCUUUUUGCCACACGUAAAAGAUUUAAGCUUGACAGGAUGGCGUCCUCUGUGGGCAACGUUGCCGAUAGCACAGAACCAACGAAACGUAUGCUUUCCUUCCAAGGGCUGGCAGAAUUGGCACACCGAGAAUAUCAGUCUGGUGAUUUUGAGGCAGCAGAACGUCAUUGCAUGCAGCUUUGGAGGCAAGAACCGGACAAUACCGGUGUCCUCUUGCUGCUGUCUUCCAUUCACUUCCAGUGUCGUCGCUUAGACCGAUCUGCACAUUUUAGCACUCUGGCUAUAAAGCAGAAUCCAAUGUUAGCUGAAGCAUAUUCUAACUUGGGAAAUGUAUACAAGGAGAGGGGUCAGUUGCAAGAAGCCAUUGAACAUUAUCGACAUGCUUUACGGCUAAAGCCUGAUUUUAUCGAUGGAUACAUUAACCUGGCGGCUGCACUGGUGGCAGCAGGUGACAUGGAAGGCGCUGUACAAGCUUACGUUUCAGCUCUCCAGUACAAUACGGAUUUGUACUGUGUGCGCAGUGACCUGGGGAAUCUCCUUAAAGCCCUGGGUCGCCUUGAGGAAGCCAAGGCCUGCUAUCUGAAAGCUAUUGAGACUCAACCAAAUUUUGCAGUUGCAUGGAGUAAUCUUGGCUGCGUCUUCAAUGCCCAAGGGGAAAUCUGGCUUGCCAUUCAUCAUUUUGAAAAGGCUGUGACCCUAGAUCCAAAUUUCUUAGAUGCUUAUAUAAACCUUGGGAAUGUUCUAAAGGAAGCUCGUAUUUUUGACAGAGCUGUUGCCGCCUACUUACGCGCUCUUAGUUUGAGCCCAAAUCAUGCUGUUGUACAUGGUAAUCUCGCCUGUGUUUAUUAUGAACAAGGAUUAAUUGAUCUUGCUAUUGAUACUUACCGACGUGCUAUUGAACUACAGCCACACUUCCCUGAUGCUUAUUGUAAUCUUGCCAAUGCUCUCAAAGAGAAAGGAAAUGUCGGUGAAGCCGAAGACUGUUACAAUACAGCGUUAAGGCUUUGCCCCACUCAUGCUGACUCUCUUAAUAACUUGGCCAACAUCAAAAGGGAGCAAGGAAACAUUGAGGAAGCUGUCAGACUGUAUAGGAAAGCUUUAGAGGUCUUUCCAGAGUUUGCUGCAGCACACUCGAAUCUUGCAAGUGUUUUACAACAGCAAGGCAAAUUACAAGAAGCUCUCAUGCAUUAUAAAGAGGCUAUUAGGAUUAGUCCUACCUUUGCUGAUGCCUACUCCAAUAUGGGUAACACAUUAAAAGAAAUGCAGGAUGUUCAGGGUGCCUUGCAGUGUUACACACGUGCCAUCCAGAUUAACCCUGCUUUUGCAGAUGCACACAGCAAUCUUGCCUCCAUACAUAAGGAUUCAGGAAAUAUUCCAGAGGCUAUUGCUUCAUAUCGUACUGCCCUUAAGUUAAAACCAGACUUCCCAGAUGCCUAUUGUAACCUGGCACACUGUCUUCAGAUUGUCUGUGAUUGGACAGACUAUGAUGAGAGAAUGAAAAAACUGGUGAGCAUUGUGGCAGAUCAGUUGGAGAAAAACCGCUUGCCUUCAGUACACCCUCAUCACAGCAUGUUAUACCCCCUCUCCCAUGGUUUUCGUAAAGCAAUUGCUGAAAGACAUGGCAAUCUUUGUCUUGAUAAGAUAAAUGUUCUUCACAAACCACCUUAUGAACAUCCAAAAGAUUUAAAGGCCAGUAAUGGGCGACUACGAAUUGGUUAUGUUAGCUCUGAUUUUGGAAAUCAUCCGACAUCACAUCUUAUGCAGUCCAUUCCUGGCAUGCACAGUGCAGAAAAGUUUGAAGUGUUCUGCUAUGCACUUAGUCCGGAUGAUGGCACCAACUUUCGUGUAAAAGUGUCAAAGGAAGCAAGCCAUUUUACAGAUCUUACUCAAUUUCCAUGUAAUGGAAAAGCGGCAGAUAGGAUUCACCAAGAUGGAAUUCACAUUCUUAUUAACAUGAAUGGAUACACAAAAGGUGCACGGAAUGAACUAUUUGCACUUCGUUCUGCUCCAAUUCAGGCAAUGUGGCUAGGAUACCCUGGAACAAGUGGUGCCCUAUUUAUGGAUUACAUUAUUACUGACAAAUUAACCUCACCUUUUGAUGUAGCAGAACAAUAUUCUGAAAAGUUGGCGUAUAUGCCUAAUACAUUUUUUAUUGGAGACCAUGCCAACAUGUUUCCACACCUUAAGAAAAAGGCAGUGAUUGAUUUCAAGUCCAAUGGCCAUAUUUUUGACAACCGCAUUGUUCUUAAUGGAAUUGACUUAAAGGCUUUCUUGGACAGCUUGCCUGAUGUUAAGGUAGUCAAGCUAAAAUGUCCUGAUGGCCAAGAGUGUGGUGAUAGUAACUCUGCCCUCUCAAUGCCUGUAAUUCCCAUGAAUACAGCUGCAGAGGCUAUAAUUAAUAUGAUCAACCAGGGGCAGAUCCAGGUUACCAUUAAUGGCUUUACUGUCAGCAAUGGCCUUGCAACAACACAGAUAAAUAACAAAGCAGCAACUGGAGAAGAGGUACCUCGCACAAUUAUUGUAACAACUCGUUCCCAAUAUGGACUUCCUGAAGAUGCCAUUGUUUAUUGUAAUUUCAAUCAGCUUUACAAAAUUGAUCCACCAACUCUUCAGAUGUGGGCUAAUAUUCUGAAACGUGUUCCAAAUAGUGUACUUUGGCUUUUGAGAUUCCCUGCUGUUGGAGAGCCCAAUAUUCAACAGUAUGCACAAAACAUGGGCCUGCCUUCCAGUCGUAUUAUUUUUUCCCCUGUUGCACCAAAAGAGGAGCAUGUACGUAGAGGACAGCUUGCAGAUGUUUGCCUCGACACACCUUUGUGCAAUGGGCACACCACAGGCAUGGAUGUAUUGUGGGCUGGCACUCCUAUGGUUACUAUGCCAGGAGAAACACUUGCAUCACGUGUCGCAGCUUCUCAGCUAACCUGCUUGGGAUGCAUAGAACUUAUUGCCCAAAAUAGACAAGAGUAUGAAGAUGUGGCUGUGAAACUUGGAACAGAUAUGGAAUACCUAAAAAAGAUUCGUGCCAAGGUAUGGAAGCAGCGGAUUUGCAGCCCACUCUUCAACACUAAGCAGUACACUAUUGACCUAGAGAAGCUGUAUUUGCAAAUGUGGGAACAUCACAGUACAGGAAUCAAGCCUGAUCAUCUCGUUAAUUUUAAACAGCUGGAAACCACUGAGACAGCCUGAUUCUUUCUGGAUGAACCUUUUCAAGUUGUCUAAACACUCUUUAAAGAUGCUGAUUUUUUUUUCCUUUGUACUCAAUUAUUCAACCCCUUUAAGAGAGACUCCACUCAUGCCGAGCGCAGUUACUGGAGCUAAAAGCAGAAAGGGGGUCAUGGUGAGGUUUCUUUGACUGCAGAUAUUUGCAGCAUUUCUCAAAGUCCAUUUUAAUGGCCUCCUCAAUUAAUGACUUAAGACAACUGACAGUGCUUUGUGAAGAAUUUUGAUGCUUGUAGAGUGCUGAGGAUCUAAGACAACACAAACACAUGGAUGCAUCAGCAAGACUUGCUUUAUAUUUGUGAUAAGAAUGCAUUCUUAAGUAAAUGCAUAAGAUUGGAUGUAAAACAUUCUAUAAAACAAGAUCAACAUUAACAGGUUUCUGUAUAAUUAGAAGAGGUAAAUUGUUCUGAAAUACCUAAUAAGGUCCUGUGAAAGCUUGUCAUGCCAAACUAACUGGACAGAAGAAUUUUCUUUCGCAGUGUAUUGGAAACCUCCAUGAGUUGCAUCUUGAACAUACCUUCUUUCCUGACCGUUGCAUCUUUUUUUUCUUUUUUCUUUCUUUUUUUUUUUUUUUUUUUUUUAUAUGUGCUUCCUUGAGCUUUUUCAUGUUUUUGCCGAUUGUCUGGUCACCCUGUUUAUAAUUUUCUGUUUCUUGCCUUUAUAGCUGCGUUUCUCAAUCUGAAAUUGAAAUGAAAAUCUGUCAGAUAUAUUAAUUUGUUUCCCAUCUUGAUAUCAGCAGUUGUUCUGCUGUUUAUAGCUUAACUCCAAUUGUCUUUUAAGACAGUGUGUUUGUUUUCAAAAGGGACGGUAGGGAGAGUGAAAUUCUGAACAGAACAAGAUUGUGCCCAGGGUCUUUACAAUUCAGCCAUCCACACAUAAGCUGGUUUCUAAGCAAUCCCUUUUAGACUUCCAAUAUUGUUGUACAACUUCACGUGAAAGAGGUAAAGGUAAGUAUGUCUUUGCCAAGUUUUUGGUAUUUAUUUAUUUUAUUACUGCAUUAUAUGUUGUCUUUCCCUGUUAUUUCUGAAUAGAGCCUACAUGGUUGUGCUGUAAUGGGUUUUUUUGUUUUGUUUUACAUUGUGCACUGUUCUGGUUCAAAUCUUUUAUAUAGUCAUUGAAUUCAGCAAUUUAAUUUGAUACUACAUUGAUUAAAAUACAUAGUAUUGAUUUUGUUUGGGGCACUUGUAAGAAACCAGAUCCAAAUGGUGGUUGUUUAAUUUUUUUGUUUUUUGAUUUUAUUUUAUUUUUUUCUUAUUGAUGAUUGCCAUAAGCAAACCCACAUGGGAUGUCUUAUCACAAUACUGUAUACGGUGGUUAUGCAAGCAGCCAAGUCUUUUAAUGCACUGAGAGAUGUAAAUCUCCUGAAUACAUGUUUACUAAUUUGUGUGGUAAAAUAACUAAAACCUAAAUCCUCACCCCAAAUAAAAUUUUCUUUUUUUGGUGGAAUGGCA